GGCGGGCCCCGCGGCAAGCCUGGCAGAGGCGCGAGGCCCUCCUCCCGCCUCUCCGCCUACUCCAGCCUCCGCCGCCUCAGCUUCCCGAGCGAGCCCUGCGGCCGCCGGAGCAGCUCCCGCGGCGGAGCAGGAGCCGGAUGGUCAGAGGAGCCCGGCAGCCCCAGCAGCCGCGGAGUCGCCUGCCCCCCAGACUGACUGGCACAGUGGAGAAACCGCCUCGAAAACGGAGAAGCAGUAUCAGAGGUUCUGGUGAUAGCAGUCAUUCACAAUCUCAAGGGGAAAGAUAUCAACAUUUCACUGAAAAGACUGAAUUUGCUCUUAAAGAAAUCAUGUCCUCUGGAGGUGCUGAAGAUGAUAUCCCACAGGGAGAGAGGAAAACCGUUACAGAUUUUUGUUAUCUUCUGGAUAAAUCUAAGCAGCUGUUCAAUGGGUUAAGAGAUUUGCCACAAUAUGGACAGAAGCAGUGGCAGUCCUAUUUUGGAAGAACUUUUGAUGUUUACACCAAACUCUGGAAGUUCCAGCAGCAACAUCGACAAGUCUUGGAUAAUCGGUAUGGCUUGAAGCGCUGGCAAAUAGGAGAAAUUGCUUCCAAGAUUGGGCAGCUAUACUAUCAUUAUUACUUACGCACAUCUGAAACCAGCUAUCUGAAUGAGGCUUUUUCCUUCUAUUCUGCAAUCAGACAGAGAUCAUAUUAUUCUCAAGUCAAUAAAGAGGACAGACCUGAGUUGGUAGUUAAGAAGUUACGAUAUUAUGCAAGAUUUAUAGUAGUUUGUCUUCUUCUCAACAAAAUGGAUGUUGUAAAGGAUCUGGUAAAGGAAUUGUCAGAUGAAAUUGAAGAUUAUACUCACCGAUUUAAUACUGAAGAUCAAGUGGAAUGGAACUUGGUGCUUCAAGAAGUAGCAGCUUUCAUUGAGGCGGAUCCUGUAAUGGUAUUAAAUGAUGAUAAUACCAUUGUUAUCACAUCGAAUCGCCUUGCUGAAACAGGAGCCCCAUUGCUGGAACAGGGCAUGAUUGUGGGACAGUUGUCUCUGGCUGACGCACUCAUUAUUGGUAAUUGUAAUAAUCAGGUCAAGUUCAGUGAACUAACUGUUGACAUGUUCCGGAUGUUACAAGCUCUGGAAAGGGAGCCAAUGAAUUUAGCUUCCCAGAUGAAUAAACCAGGAAUGCAGGAAUCAGCUGACAAGCCUACUAGACGAGAAAACCCCCACAAGUAUCUGCUCUACAAACCAACCUUCAGCCAGCUAUAUACCUUCUUAGCAGCGUCUUUUAAGGAGCUGCCUGCCAAUAGCGUGCUUCUGAUUUACCUGUCGGCCACUGGCGUUUUCCCCACAGGUCGUUCUGAUAGUGAAGGUCCUUAUGAUUUUGGAGGUGUACUUACUAAUAGUAACCGGGAUAUUAUUAAUGGAGAUGCCAUCCACAAACGAAAUCAGUCCCACAAGGAAAUGCACUGCCUUCAUCCCGGGGAUCUCUAUCCUUUCACCAGGAAGCCACUGUUCAUCAUUGUGGAUUCGUCUAAUAGUGUUGCGUACAAGAAUUUCACAAACUUGUUUGGACAGCCACUAGUCUGCUUGCUUUCUCCUACAGCAUAUCCAAAAGCUUUACAAGAUCAAUCUCAGCGAGGUAGCCUCUUCACUCUCUUUUUGAACAAUCCUCUAAUGGCCUUCCUAUUUGUCUCUGGAUUGUCAAGCAUGCGCAGAGGCCUAUGGGAAAAGUGUCAAGAAUAUCUUCGAAAAAUCAACCGUGAUAUUGCCCAGCUACUGACUCAUUCACGUUCAAUAGAUCAGGCAUUUCUCCAGUUUUUUGGAGAUGAAUUUCUUCGCUUGCUCCUCACAAGAUUUAUCUUUUGUUCAGCCACCAUGAGGAUGCACAAGAUUUUUCGGGAAACACGAAAUUAUCCAGAAUCAUAUCCACAACUGCCAAGGGAUGAAACAGUGGAGAAUCCUCAUCUCCAGAAGCACAUUUUGGAAUUAGCAUCCAUUCUAGAUGUUCGAAACGUGUUCUUUGAGAAUACCAUUGAUGACUAUUAAAACAAAAACCCUGUUGUCGAAACAAGUUUUCAUUUUCCACAAAUUUUAAAUGGUGCAGUUUUCUAAUGUGAUAAGACACAUAGUGGUGUUACUUAGUUUUUAUUUUUUAAUUUAGGGCCACCAUUUUAAAAACAAACAAAAAAAUGUUCACACUUUUAGGGUAACUGUUUUAAAAUGCAACCUUUCAGGUCUUUUAAAAUCUUAACCUUGGAAUUUUUAUUUUUUGAUUUUGAGGGAUGGAUAUUUACCUCCAACUUCUAAUCCUACACUCAAAUAGUCACUAUUCUCACCCUGAGAAGAGUAAAUCAUUUAUUUUUGUAUAAUGAGGUAAAUCCAACUCUUAUACUUGGACCUAAGUUAAAUGUCUGGAUUUGGAAAUAUGUAAUGGUUCAUAAUGAUGAAGCUAGCCACCAUGGACUACUGAAAAUCAAGAACAGAGUCCCUCCAUAAUAUAUUUUUUCUCAUUCCAACUUAGCUGGUAGAAAAAUGUUUGAUUCUUUGAAACAUGAUCAAGCCAGUUUUUGAAAUCAUUUAAUUUCUUUCAAUACUGUCAUAAUUUCAGAAAUUGGAUUGAAUUGCAUCUGAAGGCUACAUCUUGAUUGAGGACUUGAGGUGGUAAUAUUACUUGGAAUGUAUGAGUAUUAUGAGAUUUAUUUGCAUAUUUUCUUUGUAGUCUGUGAAUGCUGGAAAUGAAAAAGGAAACAACUUUGAAAUAUUUUAGUCAAAAAACCAUGUCAUUGGUUUCAUAAUACAAUGUCUCCAAUAGGAAUUCUAUUUAAACUCUUGGUUUAUGAGAUCACAUUUAAAGACUGGAUUGAUGUCUGUGACAUAAAGUUUUAAUUUUUUGCCUCAUUCAAAUUUAUGAGACUUCAAAGUAAUAGAUGUUUUAAAUUUUGGUAAGGGGUAACUGGGUGUUAUGAAACCUAAAAUGUAAGUUGAUUUUGCAUUGGUAAUUUGGAAAUAAGAUUUAUUAACAUUCCCUGUAUUUAGUAUUUUAUAUUCAUGCACAAAAUUUUUAUUAUCUUAAGUAGGACUCAGUGUAUAUUAUAAAGAUUUUUCUUUUUUGUGUUUUCCUUCCCUGUCAUUCCCUUUAUAAUUUCACAGUCACUUGCUAUGAAGUCCUCCCUCCUUUUUGAUUAUGCAGCAUUCAAUUUCAGAAAUCUAUGAAUGAAAAGGCCUUAUACCUAAUUUUCUGUACAGGAUCACAUCUGGCAGUCCCAGGAGAAGUGAGCUGAUUGCUUUUGAUAUCUCUUUCCCAUGGCCCUAAGUAAAUUAUACUCUAAAUUUAUUUAUUUUUUUUGAGACAGAGUCUUGCUUUUGUUGCCCAGGUUGGAGUGCAGUGGCGCUAUCUCGGCUCACUGCAACCUCCGCCUCCCAGGUUCAAGCAAUUUUCCUGCCUCAGCCUCCCGAGUAGCUGGGAUUACAGGUGCCCGCCACCAUGCCUGGCUAAUUUUUGUAUUUUUAGUAGAGACGGGGUUUCACCAUGUUGGUCAGGCUGGUCUCAAACUCCUGACCUUGUGAUUUGCCUGCCUCAGCUUCCCAAAGUGCUGGGAUUACAGGCGUGAGCCACCGCACCUGGCUAUUAUUUUUAACUUGGUUUUCAUUUCUGGCAUAGAGACUAAUUUGAGUCUAAGUUAUUCCCAUUCCUGCUCUGAUUUGCUGAUUUUUCAAACCUGAAGUCCAAAGUUACUGUUUUGGGGUUUGGGGACUUGGGGAGUAUUUUACUUUUUUUUUUUUUUUUUUUUUUAAGAGACAGAGUCUUGCUUUGUUGCCCAGGUUGGGGUGCAGUGGUACAUUCAUGGCUCACUGCAGCCUCAAAUUCCUGGAUUCAGGCAAUCUUCUCACCUCAGCCUCCCAAGUAGCUGGGACUACAGGCAUGCGCCACCAUGCCUGGCUAAUUUUCUUUAUUUUUUAAUUUUUUGUAGAGACGUGGUCUCACUUUGUUGAGCAGGCCGGCCUCAAACUCCUGGGCUCAAGUGAUCCUCCUGCCUCAACCUCCCAAAGUGCUAGGAUUACAGGUGUGAGCCACUGUACCUGGCCUGUUUACUUUUUAAAAAUUUUUUUGUUUGUUCUUUCAAACAGUAUUUCAGAAAGCUUGGGAAAAGUUACCCUGGAAAGAGAUUUCCUUUGCUAGUGGGUUUUCAUUUUCAGGUAAAGACUGCUUUACUUUUUUUUCAGUAUCUUAAUAAACUUCAUAGCUUUCCUUUAGUAACAGUGUUCAUUGAACUACAGCAAUAGACUAUCUUCAGUUUUCUGACCUCUUGUUUCAAUUCCCCUUAAGUCCUGUGCCAGUUAUGCUCCUACCAACACAGAGUUUCCUGUCCUCUAAUGUUUAAAAUAGUAUUUACUGUUCUGAGCUUUAUCCUCCCCCAUUAAGCAUAAAGAACACUGGUCUGGGAACUAGGAGACCUAAGUUCUAGUCCUGGCUUUCCUGGUAACUUAAUCGUUAUGCCCUUUGACAACUGUCUUCAUGUCUCUGCUUGUUAGCACUCUCAUCUGUAAAAUGAAGAGGUUGGCCCAGGUCCUUUCCAACUCUGAUUCUGUAAUUUGGACUCUUGGUUCCAAAAAUAUUGAUUUCCCCACUCCAACCACCAAGAGAACUAUUUACCCUGUUUGUAGUGUACACAACCUUUUCUUUUGUAAGUCAUAUUUACCUAGAUUUUGUUCAAGAAAAUCUGGGUCCCACUUAGCUGUUUCAGAAACUAGUACAGACAGAGAGUCUCCUGAGGAAAUCAGAGCUUUUAUGAUUAGAAACAUGCUUGUCUAAAAAUGAGGGUCUUAGAAAUCACAACAUUGACCCUUAUGACGUUGCCCCUUAAGCUAAUAGUGUAAUUCCUUACUGGUAGUUAAAAAUCUAAAGUGGACUGAAGUGAUCUUGAAUCUUCAAAGAGAGGAAAACUGUGCUGGAAAAUGUUAUUGUUUCAUUGAUGCCUUCAAAAAAAUGCGUAUUAAACAAAGACUAUACUCCAGAUUUUCUUCUGGGCAUUGGGGAAGCAAACAAAAUAGACUUAAAAAUCCUCGUGUUCAUGAAGCUUACAUUCUAGUAGAAGGAGUAAGGCAAUAAACAUAAGUGAUUUAUGUUAGAAAAUGUUAAGUAGGAUGGAAAAGCAUAGAUUAUGGUAAGGUAAAUCUUUUGUUUGUUUUCUUAAGAGAAGAACAAUGUUUAAAAGAGUGAUGAAGCAGGGCAUGGUGGCAUGACCCUAUUAGUCCCAGCUACCUGGGAGGCCGAGGUGGGAGGGUCACUUGAGCCCAGGAGUUUGUGGCUGCAGUGAGCUGUGAUUGCACCACUGCACUCCAGCCUAGAUGACAAAGCAAGACCUCGUCUCUGGAAAAAAAGAAAAGAAAAAGUGAUGAUCAGGGUAGGCUUCAUUAGGAGGGUCACAUUUGCAUGAACACUUUGCCUUUUCUUUCUUUUUAUGAAAGUUUUAAACAUAGUUUUUUUGUUUUUUGUUUUUGAGAUGGACUUUCACUCUUGUUACUCAGGCUGCAGUGUGGUGGCAGGAUCUCAGCUCACUGCAACCUCCGCCUUCCGGUUUCAAGUGAUUCUCCUGCCUCAGCCUCCCCAGUAGCUGGGAUUACAGGCAUGUGCCACCACACCAGCUAAUUUUGUAUUUUGAGAUGGGGUUUCACCAUGUUGGUCAGGCUGGUCUCGAACUCCUGAUUUCAGGUGAUCCGUUGGCCUCGGCCUCCCAAAGUGCUGGGAUUACAGGCAUGAGCCACCACGCCCAGCCUAAACAUACAGUUUAAUAAAUCCUCCUUGUACCUCACCCAGCUUCUGUAUUUCUUUAAUCAAGGGAGAAGAAUCAUCUAAAAGGACAGUUGCCCAAUGGGCUUGAGCUGAUAGUGGCAAAGAAUUUCAUUUUUUAAAAAUGCAUACCACCUGCCCUUUAUAAAAAAAUUUAAACCCUAAUGUAUUUAAUUUUAUAAUUCAUAAAAAUUUAAAUAUUGGAACUAAGAACAGAGCAAAGCAAAGGGAAAAAGCACUCCUUUGUUUUCAAAUUGCACAAACUGUCCCUGGAGAUUCUGAUAGUCUCUCAUCUCUCUUAAGUAUCACUGUAAACAACAUAGAAAGCAUAAGACUGCAAGAAGUCAGUUAUACACAAAACAAAAUGAAGCACAGUGGAAUUUUCUCUUUCUUUAUCUGUAUAUUUAUGAAGUUGGUAAAGCAACUAUCUUCUCUAUUUUACAGAAGAGAAAGCUGAGACCCAAAAAGCUAUUCAUAGUGAUAGAGCUAGAACUAAAACUCAGAUCUCCUCAUCUCAGCCCAGUCUUCUCAGUAGCUCAGACUGCUUUCUAUAACGAACAAGAAAGAAUAAUUAGGGAUUUGUAUUUUGGCACAAAACAGUAUCAAAUUUUUGUUGUAAAAAUCCACAAGUCUGACAUUUUAUCUUUUAUUCUAGCCAGGAUGUAUUCUUCAUUUGCAUGUGUGUGUUUCUCUUAGAAAGUGGUGCUCUCAAACCUUUCAAAGCACAGAAUUUAUUGUACCCUGUUUAUUUUUACCAAAUUGAAAUGUUUCAGGAUUUCAGAAGCAAAGUGCAAUCCAAUUGUGGCUGGAGUUUUCCUGAUAGAGGAUCCGGGUGGUUCCCUCCCCUCCAACUUCUGGCUACUGCCCUUUAUUUCCUUUGUGCAAUAGAAUUCCCUGAAACAGAUUAUGUGGUAAUUAUACUGAUUUAGUCAGGAUAAUGGGAAAAGCGACAAAUCAGAUUUAUGUAUUAGGUAUUAUGGAGCUUUCUUUAGCACUCUCCUCCAAGUUUAAUCUCUGACAUGUGUGAUAGAGUAACUUUCUGUCUCUGAGAAGCAGUUUGGACCCAGCUGAAAAAUUUUAUUUAUGGAGACUUGUAAUCAGCCUGAUAUACAGAGAACACUCUGGACUGGAAAUAUAGUCAGGUACCAAGGUCUGCUAAUUUGGCCAUUGCCAGUGAUUCAAAACCACCUCCCCACCCUGAGUAAAAGAUUUGAUAUGAAUAUGAAUGCUAUGAGUCUCCUGGUGAUGUUUUGGGUGUAUAUGUUCCUGUGUGUGUUUGGAAAUCAUAGAGGGUAUUUACCUUGAGGGCUCUUUUGUUGACCUUAUUUAUUUGAAAUUCUUAUUUUAUUUGUAAUGGCAUAUGUAUAUUUUUGUGAUGCUACAUGCAAUCUCUGUGUAUACUUUUUGUAUAUAUGUGUACAUAUUUGUAAAUAUAUUGGUAUGCAAUGAUACAGUAUGUGUAUAUUAUGUACCCAUACCCAUUGUGGGCUGAAUUUAUUUAAGUUCUGUGAGGACAUCCUAGUGGCAUUGUUCAUGCUGCUGUAAUUAGGUUGUGGCUGUAUCUCAUUCAUAAGCCUCUAUUUUGAGAGGCUUGUGUUUGGAUAAAAUGGGCUAAUUUGGAGUUGAAAUUAGGAUAUGAAGAUCUUAACAGAAAGCUGGAUAUUUAUUCUUAGCUUUAAAAUCACCUGCAAAUUUUUAUUUAAACUGAUGAUAAAUUAGUGAUAUAACCUGAAAAACCUAAGUAUGUCAAACUGAGACACCAGCAGAUUCUUAGGCUGUAGUAGUCCUUUAUUUUCUUGAUCCAUAUUUAAGUAUUAUUACGGAGUAGUAAAUUAUGUAUAUUGGGGCUUAAUAGGCUGUGGAAAAAAAUUGCUUUAAUCACAUUUAAAAACAUAGGAAAAUGUCCAUUAAAUAGGGGAAAUAUAUUCCCAGUUGUCAUUUUUAUGCCUCAUACUGAAUUUUGAUUUUGGAACAAUUUUUCUUUCAUCAGUGUUUUAUGUGUCUCUAUGAGGCAGAAAAGGGGGCAUUAGCUAAGGGAUGGCCUAACCUAAGUAGGAUAGGAUUUAGUGAGGAACGGGAGGUUGUUAAUUUGUAUAUUUGCAGCAGCUAUGAUUAAUUUAGUCCUGUCUUGGCAUUUCCGGCUACAGAUUUUUUCUUACUGGACUUCCAUAUCAAAGGUGAGUAGGCUCAUCUGAGAAAAUGCUUCCACUGAAUAAAAUGCCUUCACUCGUA
Messenger RNA from Pan troglodytes (chimpanzee), 8004 nucleotides. It is a transcript of the gene SCAI, whose product is annotated as suppressor of cancer cell invasion. Gene Ontology annotation, biological process: DNA-templated transcription. NCBI's taxonomy places the organism in Eukaryota, Metazoa, Chordata, Mammalia, Primates, Hominidae. The coding region runs from base 138 to 2027 and encodes 629 amino acids. Gene Ontology annotation, molecular function: transcription corepressor activity. The record is from RefSeq and is a predicted model, not a curated record. The transcript is spliced from 19 exons.